Messenger RNA from Neltuma alba, 534 nucleotides. RefSeq names its product putative cysteine-rich receptor-like protein kinase 32. Gene Ontology annotation, molecular function: protein serine/threonine kinase activity; ATP binding. The record is from RefSeq and is a predicted model, not a curated record. NCBI's taxonomy places the organism in Eukaryota, Viridiplantae, Streptophyta, Magnoliopsida, Fabales, Fabaceae. Bases 20 to 244 code for a protein of 74 amino acids. The transcript has 3 exons. Gene Ontology annotation, cellular component: plasma membrane. Gene Ontology annotation, biological process: protein phosphorylation.
AAAGCUUUCCGAUUUUUGAAUGGCAAAAACGGUGGCAAUAGAUCAACACCAAGAAAGAACAAGAAGAAUAGUUGGGACAUACAGCUAUAUACCUCCUGAAUAUGUGAAUUUUGGAAGAUACUCAGAAAAAUCAGAUAUCUUUAGUUUUGGAGUAUGUGGGCGGAAAAAUUCUUGUUCUUAUGAAUUACCCAGCAUUAAUGGCCUCCCAGCUAGCUUACGCUUGGAACCAGUGGAGGGGAGGUGAGACGCCAUUAGAAAUAAUGGAUCCGAAGUUGAAAGAAAGUAGUUGUGAAGCAGAAGUGAUGAAGUGCAUCCAGAUUGGAUUAUUGUGUGUUCAAGAGAAAGCAGAGGUAUAGGCCUCCCAUGUCAAGAGUUGUUUCGUAUUUAAGUAAUCUUUCUGUGGAAUUACCAUUUCCUCGCAAACCCGCAUUUUAUGUUCAUGGUAGGAUGGACCCAAAUUCGGGUCAUCCUUCUGCUUCUGCCAACAAUUCCAUUCCAUCUUCUGUCAAUGAAAUGUCUAUAACUUCAUCUUUU